This is a messenger RNA of Closterium sp. Yama58-4, 3858 nucleotides long. NCBI's taxonomy places the organism in Eukaryota, Viridiplantae, Streptophyta, Zygnematophyceae, Desmidiales, Closteriaceae. The record is from the annotation of a GenBank genome assembly.
AUGUCUCGCCAACCGUCGCCAAUGCGGGCUCCCCGCACAAAAAUCCUGAACGAAAAAUACCUGCUGGGCGAGGAGCUGGGGAAGGGCGCGAACGGGCGCGUGUUCAAGGCGCUGGACCUGCAGAACGGCGACUUCGUGGCCAUCAAGGAGGUGUCCCUCGAGAACAUCGACCAGGACGACCUCGCCUCUGUCAUGCAAGAAAUUGACCUUCUCAAGACGUUCAACCACAAGAACAUAGUCAAGUACCUGGGUUCCAUCAAGACCAAGACACACCUCUUCAUUCUCCUCGAGUUUGUGGAGAACGGGUCACUCGCAGGCAUCAUCAAGCCCAAUAAGUUCGGGCCUUUUCCAGAGUGCCUUGUCGCUGUCUACACUGCCCAGGUGCUGGAGGGGCUGAUGUACCUGCACGAGCAGGGCAUCAUCCACUGCGAUAUCAAGGGCGCUAACAUCCUCACCACCAAAGAGGGUCUGGUGAAGCUGGCGGAUUUUGGGGUGGCGAUGCGAGUGGAGGAGGCAGCGGCGUGCCAUGGGGACGCGGAGAACCCCAACGUGGUGGGCACGCCCUACUGGAUGGCGCCCGAGGUCAUUGAGAUGUCCGGCAUCUCGCCCGCCUCUGACAUCUGGAGCGUUGGCUGCACUGUCAUCGAGCUCCUCACCACCAAGCCGCCCUACUUCGACCUCCAGCCCAUGCCUGCACUCUUCCGCAUUGUUCAGGAUGACCUGCCGCCCAUACCAGAGAAUGUGUCUGCUGCCACGUCGGACUUUCUCCACCUCUGCUUCCGUAAGGACACCAAGAGCCGCCCGGACGCCAAGACUCUCCUGCGGCACCCCUGGAUCCGGCAGGCGAAGCGGGCAGUGUCCUCCGGCCUUGCUGCCAUUCCCCGGCCUGACGCGGUGAAGGACCUGCGGGAGGCAGCCAAGGCAGCACGCAAGUCACGAGCGCAGCGCCACUCUAUGGGCGGUAGCAUUGACUCUGGCGCCCCCUCUGACAGACCCGGGACUGCAGAGGACGCUGGUACUGGUGGUGGUGGCGGUGGCGGUGGUGGGGGGGGAGGGAGUGGUGGUGGGGGGAGUGGGAGUGGUGGGAGCAGUGGGAUCAGCAGCAGCGGUAUCCCGCUGAGUGGCAGCGGGCGCCGUAAGAUUAUCCGGUCCAAGAGCGACAAGGAGCUGAAUGCCAGAGACAGCGAGGGGCACGCGGAGGGCGGGGCGGGGGGAGCGGGCGGCAAGGACGGGGCGAGGAGGCAGAGGUGGAAGAGCGGGCAGGGGAUGGACGAGGAGGGCAGCAGGGAGUUUAUCAGCAUGCAGGGGGAGGGAGGCGUGUGGGAGGUCUCAGAUGAGGAGGAUGGGCUGGGGAGGGUGAAGGGAGGGAGAAGAGGAGCAGGGAGGGAGAGAGCGGAGGAGGAGGAUAGCAGUGGAGAGAUAGGUUCGGGAGAGGCUCGGCAGCAGCCGAAGCUGGGGCAGUCGAGCAGCACUGGUGGAGCAGGUCUGGGUGGUGGGGGAGGAGGGAGUGGGGCGAGCAGUGGACGAUCGAUGAGUGCGAGUCUGCCGUCGCCCCCGCGGUCCCACCGGGGGUCGCGCUCGCAGCAACAGUCUCCAGAGGGAGCGCAUGGGAGGUUGAGUUUUGAGGCGCCUCAGAAGGUCUCGCGCUCGCAGCAGCAAUCACCGGAAGGAGCACACGGGAGGGCGAGUGGGGGGAGGGCUGGUGGGGAAAACUUUCUGGUUGGGUCCUCUGGGGAGAAGGGUGGGGCGGACCAGGAGGAUGAGAGAAACGGCACGCCUGCUGGGAGGAAGGCGAGGCGGAGAUCGCAAGAUGGGGAUGGGACGGAUCGCGUGGGGGCACCCGGGGCGGAGGGUGGAGGAGCGGCGGGGGGAGCGGGGAAGAAGGGGGCGGGGAAGAAGAAGGAGCAGCGGCGCAGCGGCCCGCUGUCGGCCCCUACGGGCAAGUCAGGAAAGGGCGCGGGAAAGAAGCGAGGCUCGCAGCAACAGCAGGCACAACAGGAUGACGAUGGCAACAGUAACACCGAUCCUGCCAGCAGCAGCCUUCUCGCGCCACACACGGCCCCACAGCUCAUUCCCCGGCCCCUCUCCACAUUCAUCGAGACAGAGGAGGAGCGGUCUCUCUCCUCCCUCACAGCCAUGUUCGCGCCUCUGGCAGGGUCACCACAGGUGGCGGGGGGCAGCAGGAGCCUGGCGGGGGUGCUGAGGGAGAGGCUUGUGCGAGGGAUGCACCGGGUCGCUGUGAAGGCAGAGCGCGAGGGGAGCGACCCGUUUGCAGGGGUUGAGGGGCUGGAUGCGGUUGGGAGCGGUGCGGAGAGGGGAGAGGAGGAGGGUGGUGUGGGUAGGGCUGUGGGUGUUGCUGAUUUUGAUUCUGUGUUCUAUGGAGCGGCGACAGGUGGAGCGGCAGUGGGCGGGGGGGCAGAGCGCAAAUCGAGCCUGCGGCCAGAGGUAUCAGAGGCAGCGGGGCUGCUGAGCCAGCUGAAGCCAUCGCAGGGAGAGGAGGCGAUAGAGGUGGCGAGCAGCAGGCUGGCGGGGCUGGUGGGGGAGUACCCCGAGGUCAAAGGGGAGCUCGUUGCAACCCAUGCUGUGCUGCCGCUGCUCGACGUGUUCGAUGCUGACAGCCCAAGGGUGAGUGGGUGUGUCAGUGUUGGGGGCCAUGUGAGGCAGCAGCAGGCUGGCGGGGCUGGUGGGGGAGUAUCCCGAGCCCGAGUACUGGCAGUGCUUGGACUGCUGCAGCAGCUUAUCGCUGACAGCCCAGCCAUCCAAAGCCUGCUCUGCAAUGCCGGCCUUGUGCCCACGCUGCUCAACUUCUCCUCGCCGGGUCGCUGCUCACCAGACAUGCGCCAUCAGGCGGGCCUUGUGCUGCGCCACCUCUGCCACUCCAGGGAGCGGUUUGAGGUGGGGGAGAAGGGGGAGAGCCGGACAGGGGGAGGGGCGAGUGCGGCGGUGUAUCCGGCUUCGCUGUUUUGCGACAUUCAGGCUGAGGCGCUGAUGGCACUCUACAAUCUGUGCAGGGGCAGCAAGCGCAGGCAGGAGCUGGCAGCAGAAGCUUCCAUCGUUCCCCCGCUCAUGGCGCUCAUCUCCUCGCGCUCGCCUCUUCUCCCCUUCGCGUUACCUCUCCUCUGCCUGCUCGCCACUGCUUCCCGCGCUGCCUGCGACGCCCUGCUGCACCACAACGCGCUGCCUCUGCUGCUCUCCCUCCUCGCCGCCCCUCUCACGCCCCACGCCGCCAUUGCUGCCCGGCUUGCGGACGGCAAGAAGGACGGCGCCGGGGGAAAGGGGGGAGGCGGAGGAGGGGGGAGUGUUGCAGGAGGCGCAGGGGGAGCAGGGGCGGCAGGGGGAGCAGGGGGGACGGGGGGGAUGGGGAGUGGGGAAGGGGCGGAGAGGAUGUGGGGGGCGGCGGCGUUUGAGGCGGUGGUGGCGUGUGUGGUGAACGAUGGGGAGGGGCGGCAUGUGGAGCAGACGCUGCUGCGCCGUGACUCCCUGGAGGCGCUGGUGUGGUUCGUGCGAGGGGCUGCCAAGACCGCCUCUUUCACUGCGCUCUUCGAACCGCUGCUGCGCCUUGUCAGCAAGUCGCCAACGUUGAAUGCAGCACUGUCAUUAGGCGGGUUGGGCGAUCUGCUCGUGGCUCGCCUGGACGACCCUCAGCUGGAGCCAGCCGUGCGGCUGAACCUGCUCAAGCUGCUCAAGGCGGUAUACGAGCAGCACCCGUACCCCAAGGGACUGUCUGUGCCGGAGGAGCUGCCAGGGAAGCUGCAGAGGCUGACAGAGGAGCGGCGCAUUGCAGGCGGGCAGCAGGUGCUGGUGCGACAGAUGGCGUCCGCCCUGCUUAAAGGGCUGCACUUCGGCCCGCCCAGAUAA